CUCACACACACACAUAUGCAAGGCUGCAGUGCUCCAGCUGAGAAAGUAACUUCCUUGGGGAAAGACUGGCACAAGUUUUGUCUGAAAUGUGAGCGCUGCAACAAGACCCUGACCCCUGGUGGACAUGCCGAGCAUGAUGGGAAGCCCUACUGCCAUAAACCCUGUUACGCAACACUGUUUGGACCCAAAGGUGUGAACAUUGGAGGGGCAGGCUCUUACAUUUACGAUAAGCCCCAGACUGAAGGACAGUUGGUAUCAGGCCCUAUUGAACAUGUGCCCAAAGUGGAAGAGAAAAAAGUAAAUGCUGCCCCUAAGGGACCCAGCAAAGCCUCCAGCAUUACAACUUUCACAGGGGAACCCAAUGUCUGCCCACGCUGCUCCAAGAAAGUCUAUUUUGCUGAGAAGGUAACUUCACUGGGCAAGGAUUGGCAUCGUCCCUGCUUACGUUGUGAACGCUGUGGGAAGACACUAACCCCUGGAGGCCAUGCUGAGCAUGAUGGCCAGCCUUAUUGCCACAAACCAUGCUAUGGGAUCCUGUUUGGACCAAAGGGAGUGAACACUGGUGCAGUUGGAAGUUACAUCUAUGAUAAAGACUCAGAGGCAAAGGAUCAACCUUGAAAGCUUUUUCUGCCAACUAUCCCAGCUGCUCAGCCCACUUGCACUGCCUUUCCUUGACUAACCGUGUGUGUUUAGAUAUAGUGAUGCCACAUGCUGGCUCAGCCCUAUAAGAGCAGUUGAUGAGGUAGCUGCACUUGUUUUGCUGUUUCCUCCCUGGACAGGUUGGCAUUCUGCUAUUCCUCCUAAAGCACACAGAGCUACUCCUCUUCCACUGCCUCCCCUCUCCAUUUCAUCCUUUUACCCCAGUAUGCUCAGAGACAGUAUGUCAGAUAUCACAUGUGUUAUUCCUGUCACCCAAUGUCCCUGGGACAUUCCAUAUAGCUCUUGCUGCGUUUAUACACAAUCAGCCACUGGCUAUUUAACAGUUGAAUAUCUAGAAAGAUUGGAAACAAGCUGAGUUUUUGGGUGGUGGUGGUACUGAGCCAGAGGAGAGGGCAAGUCUGCACUGUGGUCUUAUUGUGUGGCAAUAUUGCACCAUGGUCCUUAAAGUUAAUAUCCCUCGGAGCAAACAUCAACAAGAGGCAUUUCCUAGCAUGUGGGCAGAGCUAAAUGCUUUUGUUUGAAAAUCUAGUCUGUAUUGGUGUGAACUCUGUCAGAAAUUAUUAGCCCUGCUAAUAUUAUCCUAGAAAAAAAGUUGUUAUCAUGACGUUGGUAAUGAGGUAAGGUUUGCUUGUCUGAUACUUGUCGCUUUGAUGCCUUUGUGUCUAUAAAAUGAAAGCUCUGUAGAUGUGGCUCACUAGUGUCUCUAUAGGAAACCUCGCCCUUUCUUGUAAGAUUUAUUUUAGAAUACAAUUGUAUUCUAAAAGGGGAGUGGUAGAGACUUGUAGGUAAGUGUGUAAAUGUGUAUAUGUGUAUUGGAGAGUAGCUCUGUCUGCUUACAAAUGGACCAGUUCUGGGGUUUGUUUCUCUGCGUGUUUCAGGUGUAUUUAUAACCAGGUAGUAAAAUUGCUUUUUUGCUUUGGGGAAUGCCAUGCCCUUCCUGUGUUUCUAGCUGCCGUGGAACAUUAAACACAGGGGCAGAAGGCACAGUAAAUAACAACCAUGGGUCUGGAGCGGAGGCAGUGUUUAUGAAACAACUUUGCAAAGCUUGCACUAUCCAAAUUACAGACCAGCUUCUACAACCAAGGAUGCCUCUUCAAACCUACUGUUUUCCGUUAAUAAAAAUAUUUCAUAAAC
Sceloporus undulatus (fence lizard) is the source of this 1794-nucleotide messenger RNA. RefSeq names its product cysteine rich protein 2 (gene CRIP2). The transcript has 8 exons. The record is from RefSeq and is a predicted model, not a curated record. The coding region runs from base 16 to 618 and encodes 200 amino acids. Lineage: Eukaryota; Metazoa; Chordata; Lepidosauria; Squamata; Phrynosomatidae.